This is a messenger RNA of Uncinocarpus reesii 1704, 534 nucleotides long. RefSeq lists its product as uncharacterized. The record is from RefSeq and is a predicted model, not a curated record. Gene Ontology annotation, cellular component: elongin complex. The coding region runs from base 1 to 534 and encodes 177 amino acids. The transcript is spliced from 5 exons. Gene Ontology annotation, biological process: ubiquitin-dependent protein catabolic process. Gene Ontology annotation, molecular function: protein-macromolecule adaptor activity. Lineage: Eukaryota; Fungi; Ascomycota; Eurotiomycetes; Onygenales; Onygenaceae.
AUGGCCACAGAUACAAACCUCCCCGAGUUUGUUACUCUCACCUCCAAUGAUGGAUUUGACUACGUGAUCUCGAGGAGUGCAGCCUGCAUUUCAGGCACAAUACGCCGGAUGUUAGACCCAGCAAACAAUUUCUCUGAAGCUGUGAGCGGUCGAUGCGUUCUGGAAAAUAUGAAGUUUGUCCACCACGCUCCCUACGACGCGCCUUACUGGGCAAAAAUUCGACUAACGCUUUCUUCGAAGUGGUGUUGUCCUCGAGAAAGCCAGGCCAAUGUGCCUGAUAUGGAUAUACCGCCAGAAUUAUGCCUAGAACUGCUUUUGGCUGCGGAUUACUUGGACAUUGACCUUGCCAACGCUUUCGUCUUCAGCAGGUUUACCGAGUCAGCGAAUAGCGUUCAGGACGCACUGGUUUUCGAUCCAAAGAUACCAUUAUUUUGUCUAACAACUUCUCAAACGGUUCGACUUGGGCUUCGCAACAAGAUGAGGAACAUCCGUGACGCGUGCUCUGUGGAAUGGGAUCUUGCGUCACCUUUGUAA